This is a messenger RNA of Vidua macroura (Pin-tailed whydah), 1710 nucleotides long. RefSeq names its product heterogeneous nuclear ribonucleoprotein L (gene HNRNPL). The annotation marks the transcript as partial. The transcript is spliced from 12 exons. Lineage: Eukaryota; Metazoa; Chordata; Aves; Passeriformes; Viduidae. Gene Ontology annotation, cellular component: nucleus. The record is from RefSeq and is a predicted model, not a curated record. Gene Ontology annotation, biological process: regulation of RNA splicing; mRNA processing. Gene Ontology annotation, molecular function: mRNA binding.
CGGAGCGGGGCGCCAUGUCGAGGCGGCGGUGGCGAGGUCCUCAGGGCGCCGAGAGUGGCGGGCGCGGAACCGACAUGGGGAAGAUGGCGACGGGCGGCGGCGGCGGCGGCUCGGGCCGAUAUUACGGCGGCGGUGGCGGCGGCGAGGGCGGGAGAGCCCCUAAACGCCUGAAAACCGAGAGCGCGGAGGCGCCGCCUCACGGGCCCGGCGGGCCGGGGGGCGCGGGCGGCGGCGCCGGAGCGGGAGGAGCGGAGAACUACGAGGACCCCCACAAGACGCCGGCGUCGCCCGUGGUUCACAUCCGCGGCCUCAUCGACGGCAUCGUGGAGGCCGACCUGGUGGAGGCGCUGCAGGAGUUCGGGCCCAUCAGCUACGUGGUGGUGAUGCCGAAGAAGCGGCAGGCCCUGGUGGAGUUCGAGGACAUCCUGGGCGCCUGCAACGCCGUCAACUACGCGGCCGACAACCAGAUCUACUUCGCCGGCCACCCCGCCUUCGUCAACUACUCCACCAGCCAGAAGAUCUCGCGGCCCGGCGACAGCGACGACGCGCGCGGCGUCAACAACGUGCUGCUCUUCACCAUCCUCAACCCCAUCUACUCCAUCACCACGGACGUGCUCUACACCAUCUGCAACCCCUGCGGGCCGGUGCAGCGCAUCGUCAUCUUCCGCAAGAACGGCGUGCAGGCCAUGGUGGAGUUCGACUCGGUGCAGAGCGCGCAGCGCGCCAAGGCCUCGCUCAACGGCGCCGACAUCUACUCGGGCUGCUGCACCCUCAAGAUCGAGUACGCCAAGCCCAGCCGCCUGAACGUGUUCAAGAACGACCAGGACACCUGGGACUACACCAACCCCAACCUGAGCGGGACAGGAGACCCCGGUGGGAACCCCAACAAACGGCAGCGGCAGCCGCCCCUCCUGGGGGACCACCCGGCUGAGUACGGUGGCCCCCACGGUGGCUACCACCACGGCCACUACCACGACGAGGGCUACGGGCCCCCUCCCCCGCACUACGAGGGCCGGCGCAUGGGGCCGCCGCCGGUGGGGGGUGGGCACCGCCGGGGUCCCGGGCGCUACGGCCCCCAGUACGGGCACCCCCCGCCCCCCCCGCCGCCGCCCCCCGACUACGGCCCCCACGCCGACUCGCCCGUGCUCAUGGUGUACGGGCUGGACCAGGCCAAGAUGAACUGUGACCGCGUCUUCAACGUCUUCUGCCUCUACGGCAACGUCGAGAAGGUGAAGUUCAUGAAGAGCAAGCCGGGCGCGGCCAUGGUGGAGAUGGCCGAUGGCUACGCCGUGGACCGAGCCAUCACCCACCUCAACAACAACUUCAUGUUCGGCCAGAAGCUCAACGUCUGCGUCUCCAAGCAGCACGCCAUCAUGCCGGGCCAGUCCUACGGGCUGGAGGACGGCUCGUGCAGCUACAAGGAUUUCAGCGGCUCGCGCAACAACCGCUUCCUCCAACGCCCCGAGCAGGCGGCCAAGAACCGCAUCCAGCACCCCAGCAACGUGCUGCACUUCUUCAACGCGCCGCUCGACGUCACCGAGGACAACUUCUACGAGAUCUGCGACGAGCUCGGCGUCAAGCGCCCCUCCUCGGUCAAGGUGUUCUCAGGCAAGAGCGAGCGCAGCUCCUCGGGGCUGCUCGAGUGGGACUCCAAGAGCGACGCCCUGGAGACCCUCGGCUUCCUCAACCACUUCCAGAUGAAGAACCCCA